Molecule: messenger RNA, 1408 nt
Organism: Populus trichocarpa (black cottonwood)
Lineage: Eukaryota; Viridiplantae; Streptophyta; Magnoliopsida; Malpighiales; Salicaceae
Product: probable WRKY transcription factor 40
Exons: 4
Coding region: 219-1175 (318 amino acids)
Biological process (GO): regulation of DNA-templated transcription
Molecular function (GO): DNA-binding transcription factor activity; sequence-specific DNA binding
Source: RefSeq, a predicted model, not a curated record
CCAAGUUUCCACAACGGAGUUGGGCCCUUUUGAGUUCUAUAUAUUCACAAGUUUUUUGCCUUCCAUUUCGUUCCAACUGAGUCUGAAUUUAGCAAUUCCCUGUGUUUUCACUAGUUUAGCUAGCUGCAGCCACAAAGAUCGUCUAUCUCCUAGCUAAUUCACUUGGUCCAUUGAUUCGAAGAAGAUUGUCAAGAAGGACUAGUUCGAUUAAGGCGGCUAUGGAUAACUCAUCCUGGGUUGAUACUUCUUUGGAUCUUAAUAUUAAUCCUCUAAGAGUGAAAAGCGAUGCUCCAGUUGAUGCAGAAAGUUUUGGGGUACCAAGAAAAAUGAAACCCACUUUCAUGUUCCAGACCAAGCCUUCAGCGAAAGAAGAGACUGGAGCCAUAGAAGAGGAAUUGAACCGAGUGAGCGAAGAAAACAGGAAGCUCACUGAAAUGCUAACUGUGAUGUGUGAGAACUACAAUGCUUUAAGAAACCAGUUGAUGGAUUGCAUGUGCAAGAAUGGAGAAAAGGAGCUUCAUGGCCCAUCAAAGAAAAGAAAGUCUGCAAGCAACAACAACAACGAUAAUAACAUUGCAAUGAAUGGGAACUCUGAGAGUAGCUCAACCGAUGAAGAAUUGUCCAAGAAACCAAGGGAAGAAGUCAUCAAAGCUAAGACUUCCAGGGCUUAUGUCAAGACUGAAGCGGGUGAUAAAAGCCUUAUCGUGAAAGAUGGAUAUCAAUGGAGGAAAUAUGGCCAAAAGGUCACAAGAGAUAACCCUUCUCCAAGAGCUUACUUCAAAUGCUCUUUUGCUCCAAGCUGCCCUGUCAAGAAGAAGGUUCAAAGGAGCAUUGACGACCAAUCUGUUCUGGUGGCAACUUAUGAAGGAGAGCACAACCAUCCACACCCCUCAAUGGAGGCAACAUCAGGUUCAAGCCAUGGUCUAACACUCGGUUCAGUACCCUGCUCCGCUUCUCUAGCCUCAUCUGGGAAAACCAAUAUUACUCUCGACCUCACAAAAUCUAAGUCCAGCAAUGAUGCCAAAAGUUCAAAACCAAAAACUGAUGCACCUGAAGUCCGGCAAUUCUUGGUGGAACAGAUGGCCUCUUCGUUGACGAAAGAUCCCAAUUUCACAGCAGCACUGGCCGCAGCAAUCUCAGGAAGAAUGUUGCAGCAAAAUCACACUAAGUGGUGAAAUUUCUACUUAGAUAGGAGAAGAAGCUCAUACAACUUGGAGUUCUAUAAACUAUGGAGGUUCUAUAAUUAGAUUAUGUAGGUACCAUUUUGAAUUUUACAAUGUAUUUGUAAAUACAUCAUCUGAGACACGGAGAAAAAAUCCCAAGAAAGAUAGCACCUUUGAGGGAUCCAAACUCAAUUUGAAAAUCAAGGGUUAUUGCCAUUUUAAUGGAUAAUUAUCAGUUUUUGAUA